Molecule: messenger RNA, 1355 nt
Organism: Leucoraja erinaceus (little skate)
Lineage: Eukaryota; Metazoa; Chordata; Chondrichthyes; Rajiformes; Rajidae
Gene: mrps26
Product: mitochondrial ribosomal protein S26
Exons: 4
Coding region: 703-1308 (201 amino acids)
Cellular component (GO): mitochondrial small ribosomal subunit
Source: RefSeq, a predicted model, not a curated record
AGCCUUUUUAAGCGUUUCAAGUGGUUUGCAGAUGUUGGGGGAAGGCUAGUUCUGGGGUUAUUUUUUUUCCCUUUUGGAUAUGCAUUGAGACCUUUAACCUUGAGUGGAUACAGCCGGUGUUUAUGGUCUGGUGUGUGUCUUUACGGUUAAUGGCAAUGGUUCCUCCAGCAUUUCUUGCUUUCUGCUUGUUUGAUACAGGCGCCUGCUGAAUGCAAGUCUUCAACAUUAAACUAAAGAAAAACUCGCCAGAGCGAAAAUAAAACUGGAUUUUUAAAAAUGCAAAAGCUUAAAUGCAGCUGUCCGCUCUUUUUAAGCGUUUCGGGCCGUUUGUAAAAGAUUGGGAGAGGUUGGUGUGUUCAUGGUUAUGGAAUGGUCACUCCAGCAUGUUGCUUGCUACUUUGAUACAGGCGCAUGCGAAACGCAAGUCGUUAACUGGUUAAAAAAAACCCGGCAGAACCGAAAUAAAAUUGGAUUUAAAAAAAAUGCAAAACGUUAAAUGCAGCCGCCCGGUAUUUUUAAGCGCUUCAGGCAGAUUGUACGGUUUGAUGGGGGUUAUUUUUGGGGUUGAUUUUGAUUUUGAUUAGUGCAUUGCAACAUGCAUUGAGACCUUUAACCUUGAGUGGAUACAGCGGGUGUUUCCGUUCAUGGCGGCGCCCAUGUGAGAUCUCUCCCCCUGCAUCUAACCUCUCUCCCCCCCCCGGUAUGUGGGCUCGCUGUUGCCGCCGGCUACUGCCCGCUGCGCUGCCCGCCCGCCUGGUUCCGUGUCGCGGCCGCAAGUGCCGCACCGACCCGCCGGCCCGCUCCAAGGCGGAGCGACUGCGAGUGCCCACGCCCGUCGACCCGGCCGAGCUGCUGGUGGUGCAGGAUCGCUACAGGCAAUACGUUGCUGUGGUCGCUGCACUGCGGGGUGAGUUCAAGGAGGCCUUGUUGCGGAAGCGUUAUGAAGAGGAGGUGGGCUCGCUGGCGGAGGAGCGUGCCAGGACAGAGGCCGAGGAGCAUCGGAGGCUGAUGGAGUUCAACCAGCAGGAGAACCAGCGGCUGCAGGGGCUGCGGGAUGAUCGGCUCCGGCAGGAGGCUGAGGUGGAGGCGGAGCGGAGGCUCCAGGCCGCUGCUAGCAGGGAAAAUAAACGGGCCGAAUUCCUCAGCGAGAAGGAGAGGGAGGUUCUCCAACUGCAGGAGGAAGUGAAGAGCUUCAUCACACUGGAGAACCUGGAGCAGCGAAUCGAGGAGGCUCUGGACAGUCCGCAGAGUUAUAACUUUGCCCUGGACAAGGAGGGCAGAGUGGCAAAACAAACCGUGCAGCAGUAGGGCCGACCCGUUUCUGACCCCCUGGAUUGCUUGGAACCGAGAGGGAG